Aplosporella prunicola CBS 121167 is the source of this 533-nucleotide messenger RNA. RefSeq lists its product as uncharacterized. The coding region runs from base 42 to 248 and encodes 68 amino acids. The record is from RefSeq and is a predicted model, not a curated record. The transcript is spliced from 5 exons. Lineage: Eukaryota; Fungi; Ascomycota; Dothideomycetes; Botryosphaeriales; Aplosporellaceae. Gene Ontology annotation, biological process: mitochondrial electron transport, ubiquinol to cytochrome c.
CCAGAACACCCCCACGCCUCUCCGCUCCCCGCACCUUCACAAUGUCUGGCAUCGCCUCCGGCCUCUACAACUCCCUCUUCAGGAGGAACACCACCAUGCUCGGCGCCGUCUUCCUCAGCGCCUUUGGCAUGCAGCUGGCCUUUGACACCGGUUCGGAGAGGGUUUGGGACUCCAUCAACAAGGGCCGCCAGUGGAAGGACAUCAAGGCCCGCUACGUCCAGGCCAGCGAGGAGGAUGACGAUGAAUAAGGUGGCGGCGCACAACAUGAGAACACGGUGAUUCAAACGAGGUGCGGAUGUCCCGUUUGGAGUUGCUAGAGGGUUGAACUGUACAUUGUGUAUGAUGGCCAGAAGGACCAUGAAGAAUGGUUGACAACGUCAGUUUCCUUGUUUAACCCAUUGUGGCUCUGAAGCGUGAAUGAAAGCAUACGUUUUAGUGGUAGCCAUGGAGAAGCCGGCGCGCCGGCAACCCUCGCUGAGCAACCAGAAAACUCCAUGCAUGCAAAUACAUAGCAUAUGAGCAGUUUACACUGC